Lachancea lanzarotensis is the source of this 1746-nucleotide messenger RNA. It is a transcript of the gene PRP40, whose product is annotated as LALA0S04e09802g1_1. NCBI's taxonomy places the organism in Eukaryota, Fungi, Ascomycota, Saccharomycetes, Saccharomycetales, Saccharomycetaceae. Gene Ontology annotation, molecular function: RNA binding; protein binding. The transcript has a single exon. The record is from RefSeq and is a predicted model, not a curated record. The coding region runs from base 1 to 1746 and encodes 581 amino acids. Gene Ontology annotation, biological process: mRNA cis splicing, via spliceosome. Gene Ontology annotation, cellular component: U2-type prespliceosome; U1 snRNP.
AUGAAUGGGAGUUGGAGUGAAGCGCACGAUCCCGAAGGUCGUGUCUACUACUAUCACACAGAAUCCGGUGAAACAACGUGGGAAAAACCUAUUGAACUUUAUACUGAACUCGAACUGCAGCUACAUAAGCAUGGUUGGAAAGCUGCAGAAACAGACGAGGGUAAGAUAUAUUACUACAACGAGGAAUCAGGGAAAUCCAGCUGGGAAGUACCGGCAUUUCCAGAUUCUGCAGAACAAUCUCCUCCCUCAGAGGGCCCAGAAAUAAUAAAUGAAAAAGCGGCAGAAAUCACGCCAAAAGUGGAAGAAGCUGCCGUUGGUGAUCCCAACAACGCCCAAAAUUACGGGAAUUUGGAAUUGUAUCAGCUCGAAUCCAAGCUUGUCGACACUAGCAACAAAUCUCGUGCCGACGCCGAACGCAUUUUCUUGCAAAUGCUCGAAGACAACCAAAUUGACUCUACGUGGUCAUUCAAUAGAAUAAUUUCGGAGCUUGGCUGCUGCGACCCUCGUUACUGGUGUGUCGACGAUGACCCUCUGUGGAAAAGAAGGAUGUUCGAACAGUACCUCGCCAAUAGAACAGAAGAUCAACUUCUCAAAGAACAUUCCGCGGUAAACAAGUUCAAGGAUGCGUUUCGCGCCAUGCUAGAACAGCAUUCACAGAUCCAGUACUACACAAGAUGGUCUACAGCCAAACGUUUAUUCGCAAAUGAGCCAAUCUAUAAGCAUUCUGUGGUAAGUGAUCGCACAAAGCGUGCGGUUUUUCAGGAAUACGUGGACGACCUUCGCAAACAGCAUUUCGGGAACGUCGAAAAGACAAAACAGCAAGCAAUCGUAGAACUACGAGAUUACUUAAGUGCAAUUAUUCCGGAUAAACAGCAUUUGAUCCCAUGGCACGAGCUCUCCAGCAAGCAUCUUUUUGAAAACAGCACCAGAUUCACUUCCAACCGGCAUUUUCAAACUCUCUCGAAGCAUGAUGUGCUACAACAAUAUGUGAUUUUGGUAGAAGGCUUUUCGAGCACAGUUUUCGAUGAUGUGGAGCGCGUCAAAAGUGCAAACUUCACGUCUGAUCGGAAAGCUAGAGAUCGGUUCCGGCAGCUAUUGGCCGACCACAGCAAAGAGAUACGAUGCACGACUAAAUGGGAAGACAUAUAUUCUUCGAUAAAAUCAGAUGCUAGGUUCAAGAUGCUAUUGGGUCGCAACGGCUCUUCAGCGCUUGAUCUUUUCCUGGACCAGGUCGAAGAAAGGGCUUUGGUAAUGAAGGCUCAACAAAGUAUUGCGAGCCAAAUCUUGAUAGACAAUAACUACGAGUGGGACACGGAUGCCGAGGUUAAUACCACCAGACUUACGGAUUUACUGAGCAGUCAAUCUCAACUUUUGGAAAUCGACCAGACAGAUCGGGAAAUAUUGGUUUCAAAACUUUUGACCCAGCACGACCAGAAGUUGGCACGUCAGCUGGAAAUGGAGCAAAGGUUGUGGGAGCAACGUAAAAACUAUUUCAAUCUUCUUCUACAACGGGUUUUCUCGGGUACAGGAACUAAGCCAACAACUUUCGACGAGGCACGCAAACAGCUCACCGAUCACGCAGAAUAUAGAGAUUUGGACGACGACGAUGAGACCAGAAUACGGCUGUUCAAGGCUUUCGAACCUAGUAAGACAGUACCGGAGCAUUCUGGCGGAACGACCAGUGCACCUUCAGUGACCGCACUACCGCGAAAGCGCCAAAUGGCACCAGUGGAGCUGGAUUAUUAA